AUGGCAACGCCCGACUUGCACGUGACGCCCGCGCCGAGUGUGGAGCAGGAGACGGACGAGACGCCCGACCAGGAGUCGCCGUUGACGCCAUGGAUGCCCACCCCGGAGGUCGCCACCGAUGCGUCCACGGACGGUGACGUUGCGUCCACGCCCGCACCGACGAUGGCAACGCCCGACUUGCACGUGACGCCCGCGCCGAGUGUGGAGCAGGAGACGGACGAGACGCCCGACCAGGAGUCGCCGUUGACGCCAUUGGAUGCCCACCCCGGAGGUCGCCACCGAUGCGUCCACGGACGGUGA
Messenger RNA from Hyaloperonospora brassicae, 300 nucleotides. The record is from the annotation of a GenBank genome assembly. Lineage: Eukaryota; Oomycota; Peronosporomycetes; Peronosporales; Peronosporaceae.